Messenger RNA from Arabidopsis arenosa, 1333 nucleotides. NCBI's taxonomy places the organism in Eukaryota, Viridiplantae, Streptophyta, Magnoliopsida, Brassicales, Brassicaceae. The record is from the annotation of a GenBank genome assembly.
AGAAUGCCUGCAUGUAGUAACAACGGUGUGUUAGCACUAGUCUCUUGUACACCGACUUAAGCUUCAACACGUGAGUAAGGUUUCGACCUUGAGCCACAGGGCCGUAGCAUCCACUUCGAGAAGCAUGGCCGCAGCAAUUUCAGACCCCUACCUGUUCCAAGUGAGAUCGGAAACCAACCUGACGGAGGCAAGGGUGUACGUGUGUCUUGGCAAUUCUGUUUCGGAUGACCCAAACCCUAUGUGGUAUGAACUGGGCAAGAAACCAGACAGUGAAACCCUGUCUUCAGGGUAUUGGUUGUUCAGAGUUCCGAUGCCGGAUGCUUCUUUUCCGGCGACUAAAGCGAUGGCGAGUCACGGAGCAACCAUCUUCAUGAUCGGAAGCAAUGAGGAUGAGGUCUUGAAUUUGAGAAGACUUAACUGUGCGACUAAGGCUUGGGAUGACACGGCGUUCCUGAAUUUGCACCGGAGGUUCAUUGAUGGAAUCAGAUUAUACGGCGGUCUCCAAGAUGGCAUCUUUUUGCUAGGAGGACAAGGUCUAUACCCUGAAGUGUACCACCCACAAACCCAAACAUGGAGUCUCUUGCCUGAUCCGGAAGUGCGUAGCGAGGCAACGGUAAUAGCGGUUGGAUCGACGGACCAACAAAGGUUAGAGUUUUGGGCUUACGAUGUUGGUAUCUGCCUUAAGUAUUCCCUGAAUCUGACAAGUCAGGCCUGGGAGACAGAGAUCUCAGGGCUUAGGCCUUCAAUGUGGGAAGGAAAUUACUGCAAGACUUUGUUAGUUGGAGAUAUCAUUGUAAGAUUCUACGGGAAGCGGCUAACCUUCUACAAUGAAGUGACAGAGACUAUGAUGAAUGUUGAAGGCUUGUCAACCUUUCCUAAAAAGCCGAUUUUUCUGCUUGACUUCUUUGGUACUCUGCUGGUUUUCUGGAGAACUGGCGAUGAAUUGUGGUGUUGUGAUGUUAAGUUGGAGAAGAGACAGAACAACACGUUGGUUGGAUCUGAGAUCUGGAGAGAUGUCGUUCUCCGAUUGAAGAACACGAAGACACGUGGUGACUUAGAAUUCCUUGGUGGCGCGUGCAUUAAGCUCUGAGGCUCGAGAAUAGCUUAACCUCAGAGAGAGUUUCUUGAUCCAUCCCCAGACUUUCAAGCUCCGUAACUGCUGCAACAUUUUCCUCUACCUGAUUCAGAAACACACUAGUGUGUGUAUAUUGUCUUAAUGCAAAGUUGUCUAGAGAACAAGAGAAACAUUUUCCAGUUCAUUACUCUGUUCUCUCUCGUCCAAAGUCUCUCUGUUUUUGAUCAAGUUCUUGUUGAUUAAAAGAAAAAAUAAUUU